Molecule: messenger RNA, 1719 nt
Organism: Diaporthe amygdali
Lineage: Eukaryota; Fungi; Ascomycota; Sordariomycetes; Diaporthales; Diaporthaceae
Product: ATP NAD kinase
Exons: 3
Coding region: 1-1719 (572 amino acids)
Biological process (GO): NAD+ metabolic process; NADP+ biosynthetic process
Molecular function (GO): NAD+ kinase activity
Source: RefSeq, a predicted model, not a curated record
AUGGGCGGCCAGGAUAAGCAGGUGGCAUUCGAGGACCCUCACUCCAGCGCCAGCGAUGAGGAUGCCAAGGCCGUCGAGGUGACAUUCGACGCCGGCAGCGUCUACCGGCGCAAGAGCUCCCUCGUCCCCUCCGAAGCACCAAUUCCCAAACUGCGCCAGCAGCACGCCGACAAGACUCAAUGUCUCGUUCACCAGUUCCUCGACUCCCAGAAGCGGGCUCACCACGCGCAGCACGAGAAGGGCAAGCACCGGCAGGGGAAUGUCGACAGCGCGUCGCUCAACGAAAAUGGCGUUCAUGACCAGCGCCUCGUCGAGCCCAAGGGCAAGUGUGCCAUCCUCUCGAGGGGCGGCGACGCCGACGCCGGCAGCGACGCGGGCCAGACCGACGAGCACGAGUGGGCCAAGCAGAUCGCCAGGUCGACCACGGAAGUGGACAAGUCGCACGCCGAAGCCGAGCACGAACUACACAGCCGCCUGCUGACCAAGAAGCAGCUGAGCGAGAUGGCGUGGGGUGUGAGGGAGCUGAGCCGCCGCCUGGGGAGCAUGCGGCUCAAGUUCCGCGUGCGCAACAUCUUCAUACUGACAAAAGUCUACGACCGCGACCUGAUACCCAAAGCGCGGGAGCUGACCCGGUGGUUGUUAGACAAGGAGCGGAACGUGAGAUACACAGUGUACCUGGAGCGGGACCUCAAGACCAACAAACAAUUCAACGCCGACGGGCUGAUCGAAGAGUUGAAGAAGGACUACAUCCAAGCCGGCGAGCUCGAGGAGGAGAAUGCCAACACCAUAACGAAACGAUUGAGAUGGUGGGAUGAGCACAUGUGCCGCACGAGGCCACACACGUUCGACUUUGCAAUCACCUUGGGUGGAGACGGGACGGUGCUCUACGCCAGCUGGCUGUUCCAGCGCAUCGUGCCGCCCGUGUUGAGUUUUGCGCUAGGGAGCCUGGGCUUUUUGACCAAAUUCGACUUUGAGGAUUACCAGAAUACACUCACUGGGGCCUUCAAGGAGGGCGUGACUGUUAGUCUCAGGUUACGGUUCGAGGGGACCAUCAUGAGGAGCCAAACGCGGAAGAGGGAUCCCGGCCUGAUUACGGACGGUACCGCCGGCAGUUCAAAUACUUCAAGUGAGGAAGAUGAGGAGAACAGACGACGAAGCCGGGACCUAGUAGAAGAGCUGAUCGGUGAAGAAAAAGAGGACGAGCACACGCACAAACCGGACGGGACCUACGAAAUAUUAAACGAGAUCGUUGUGGACCGGGGGCCGAAUCCCACAAUGUCCUAUCUCGAAAUCUUCGGCGACGACGAACACUUCACCUCGGUCCUCGCAGACGGGAUCUGCGUGUCGACGCCGACGGGCUCGACGGCCUACAAUCUCGCGGCGGGCGGCUCGCUCUGCCACCCGGAGAACCCGGUGAUGCUGGUGACGGCCAUCUGCGCGCACACGCUGUCAUUCCGGCCCAUCAUCCUGCCCGACACGAUCGUGCUGCGGGUGGGCGUGCCGUUCAGCGCGCGCACGAGCUCGUGGGCCAGCUUCGACGGCCGCGAGAGGCUCGAGCUGCUCCCCGGCGACUACGUCACCAUCUCGGCCAGCCGCUUCCCCUUCGCCAGCGUCCAGGCCGAGGGCCGCCGCUCCGAGGACUGGGUCAACAGCAUCAGCGGCAAGCUCGGGUGGAACACGCGGCAGAAGCAGAAGGCCUACAAGGAGUGGGAGCACUGA